Messenger RNA from Ilyonectria robusta, 1242 nucleotides. RefSeq lists its product as uncharacterized. The transcript has 4 exons. The record is from RefSeq and is a predicted model, not a curated record. Bases 1 to 1242 code for a protein of 413 amino acids. NCBI's taxonomy places the organism in Eukaryota, Fungi, Ascomycota, Sordariomycetes, Hypocreales, Nectriaceae.
AUGACGGAUGACAUUGACACCAAUCCCAAUGACGGUUCCUUGCCUCUACACCAUAUAGGAAAGCGGCGUGACCGGAUUUGGGUCCGUCUCGCCUGGGCCCGAGAGGCCAUCCAUGCAGGGCACGACGUCAACGAACUCGACCCCAACCCUGUCCCAGAAGACAAUUUAGGUCGGCCUUUGCAUGCUGCCCUCCUGCACCCAGGAAAUAUCGAUGAGGAGACUGGUAUCCCCCUUGAGCCCUAUGGAUUGGGCUCGAGCAAGAAUCGAGGCCCUGGUGGUGACGUUCUCUCCAAGGUCUUUUAUGCCGAGGCUCUAGGACGAAUGGAAGAAACGGUGAUGAAACUCAAUGCGGAGAGAAAGGGCUAUCGGAAUCCCAACACAUUAUAUACCACAGAUAGAAGAAUCGGCUUUCGUGCUACACGGUUUUACGCUGGUUGGAUGGUCUCUGACGAUCUACCUCUGCACACCAUCGGGCCUAUGCCUGUUAGUACCAAGGUCCGCCUGGCCUGGACCCGAGAGGCUGUCAUCAAAGGCCGCGAUGUCAACCGUCUUGACCCUGACACCAAUGCCCGUAACCAUAGGGGGCGGCCUUUGCAUCAAGUCCUAGAGAAUAAUGGUUGUUCGCAGGACGACCUGAGUACUUUUACUAAUGAGCCUGAUGGCAUUCUUUUGGUCGAGUUUUACCUCCUUUGUGGGGCCGACCCUCGACUCAAGGACCGCUUCGGGUGGAGGAGCUGUUUGGACGAAGCCCGACAUGGGAUCAAACAGAACGAGAAUUGUCAUAAGUAUUGGACAGAUGCCUUAAAAUUGAUGGAGGAGGCUGUAAAGAAGCUUGAAGAGGAAGAAGAGGGAAUCGUGGAUCCAAACCAAGGUCCGUUGCCCUUGCACAAGAUUGGCAGCCUGACUAUUAGUAUCAAAAGACGCCUCGCCUGGGCCCGAGAGGCUCUUCAAAACGAACACGAUGUCAACGAACUUGGCCCAAACCGUGGCAUGGACCCAAACCGAAGCAACACACACCUAGGUCGGCCUUUACAUGUGGCUUUAGACAACCCCGGACGUCUUCUGGGUGUCGAGCGCCGAACUGCCAACAUAUAUGAGGGCCUUGAUCUGAUUGAUCUUUACUUACAGCAUGGCGCUGAUCCUCUAUUAGAAGACCGUUUUGGGACAACGUCUAUUGAUAAGGCUCGAAGAUUGCUUAAUCAAGCACAGGCUAAUGAUGAGGAUCCGGGAUUUGGACGCUAG